AUGCCUGUGAACAACUACAACACAGAGCGACCAAUAGCAGUUAAAAAGCAUUGCUACUUGUAUUCAUUUGGAAAAGCUAGCUUAUGGCUUUUAUCCAGACAACAACCAGAUACCAGCGACAACGACUAUGGAGCUCGAAAGUCUACGGAACAACCAAAAUGGUUUGAAUUGCCGACCUUUAUGGCGUGCAAGCAAUGGGCUUUGAGCAGAUUUGCGGCGACGGCAGAUUUGCUGCGUACAAACAAUGAGUUGUUUAGUCCACGUCAGCAUUUUCCAUCCUUAACCUCCAUUGAUGGACUGCUCACCAAUUUUGAUGAACUCACAAGCCAACUUAAAGUUGGCUUACGCUUAACUCCAUAUGAGAAUUUGUUCAUACGGCUCACUAAUUUGAAGGGUUCGACGGUCCGUCCGCCAACAACUGUCGAGUCGCAAGUCGUGUUGGCCGUGGGCAUGGACCCCUCGAGAUUAAAGCAAUUGGCUCAAACUAUCUCUGGUUCACACUCUAAAAAUCUUGGUCUGAACAACACCGAAUUUGGCCGGGUUAAGCAAGUUCGUCUCUCGUCGAUCUUACAACACUCCCUCAGCAACAAUGGAGGCAGUCCUUCACCGUCACCCUCUCCUUCUCAAUCUCCCAUGUCGAAACCUGACCACCAUAACCGCCACCAUCACCACCACCACCAUCAUCAUCACGCUGCUCCUGCCGUUUCGCCUUCUCCAUCAACUGCGAGUGGUGGGUCUUUCAGCGGGAGAGGAUCACCAGCAUCCACACCCGCACCAGCUCCUGCAAAAACUGAGCCUCCGUGUCCUUUUGGUCACAAUAACUGGUAUCCGUGGAAGCACAGGCAUUCUCGGAUGGCACCUACUGCACCACCAGUUUACGCACCAUACAUAGCUCCAUCGCAGCCAAGGCAAAAGGAUACACCGGCGCCAGAAAUUGCUCCAGCUUCCGCAGAACGGCCAUCUCCAAUUGCAUCUCAUGCUUAUAACUGGCCCCCCUCACCAAGUGAACACCGUGCAAGGCCUCAGGACGUGAUGUCAAUAACAUCACCUGCUCCAUCUCCAUCUUCUGCAAAGACAUACUCCUCAAAACCAUGGAUUCUGCUGAUGUUUACAUUGGUCAGGAUGGCACUGUUGUAGCUGCAGAGAACGAUAGAGCACCUUUCUGGUUAGAGGAGGUACUCCACGAAAACUGAAAUAACUAAUUUUAUCCAACCAAGCAUUCUAAACUUGAGUUUUGCUGGUGAGAGCGACACACCCAAAGGGGCUUACCUCACUGUGAGUGCAUAUACGUUGUUGUGUUGUACGUGUAAAUAUGCGAGUAAAAAAAUGAUCUUGGUGGCUUAACAGCAUGAAGGUCAAAGUCUCAUAGGUGACAGGCUUCUCAUGGUGUUGUAAUGCCACUGAUUUGUGUAUUAUGUCUCUUCUGCAUAAAUUUGAGGAGAGAAAACCAACAAAUGUAAACAGCACCCUUUUCUUUUAUUUUUUCUUUCUUUUCGGUAUCAAAUCUCUUACGAGUAGCCACGAUUUUCCACAUAUGAUUUCCACGUGGUCUGUAAUUUAUCAGCUGGGAGCUUUAGGAGAGGUCUACAUUGAAUCAGACAUACUCUUUCUGUUGUCUUGUGAAGGAUCUCACCAUAUUAGCAGCUGAGGAAGCAAUAAGAAUUGUUUCUUCUUAGUCA
Salvia hispanica is the source of this 1679-nucleotide messenger RNA. RefSeq lists its product as uncharacterized. Lineage: Eukaryota; Viridiplantae; Streptophyta; Magnoliopsida; Lamiales; Lamiaceae. The record is from RefSeq and is a predicted model, not a curated record.